This is a messenger RNA of Octopus bimaculoides (California two-spot octopus), 4235 nucleotides long. RefSeq lists its product as uncharacterized. Gene Ontology annotation, molecular function: sequence-specific DNA binding. The record is from RefSeq and is a predicted model, not a curated record. Lineage: Eukaryota; Metazoa; Mollusca; Cephalopoda; Octopoda; Octopodidae.
AACUCCACCAACCCACUGCUGUAUCCGCUGGCUGUGCUGUCGGCGGCCAUCUUAGCGGGCAAUUUUGUUGAUUGAAGCACAGUAUCGAGCAAUCACCUUGCAUUUGGGGGAUCAGAAUUGUCCAGGAUUUCUGUUUUUUUUAUGGUUUUCUGCACACAGUAUAGAUAUUUGCUUAAGAUAUAAAGUCAAGGAGUAAACUGUAUUUAACAGAUUCUAAUGAAUACAUUUUUAAUGCAGGAUCUGUUUGACCACCAUUAACUUACUUAAAAUUCUUAAAAUAUAUCAUACGAAAAUUAAACUAAGAAAAGUAAAUAAAAAACAUGAUUUUAUUUGAUAGAUUGUGUUUAAUCUUUAUCAAUUUACUUAUUAAAAACUAAAGGAAAAAACUGUUUUUAACACACUGUGUGCAAAUUAACCAACUUCAAAAACAGGGUUUGUUUAUUCAAUAUAGGGUACCAGUAUAUUGCAAGAGAUUACACAGUAUUCCUGGAUUUUGGGAAAUCAGAUCCAGUACUGUAUAACACAAUGACUUCACAUUCAUUAUCUCACAAUCAUUGUUCAGCAAUUAAUUGCUCCAAUCGUCAAUCCAAGCGACCUGAUUUAUCUUUCUUCAGAUUCCCAAAGAAUAAAGAGAGGUGCCAACGAUGGGUUCAGAAUACUUGUAGAGAUGAUAUUCUCGACAAAAGUCCUCUUUAUCUUAAUAACAAUUGUCACAUAUGUGCUGACCACUUUGAAGAUGAUCAGUUUUCAAACAAAGUAACAAAGAACAGAUUGAAAUGGAAUGCUGUACCAACACUUUUCAAUAUACCAGACUAUUCUCUAAAGACCUCGUUAACUUCUCACAAGGCCACGAAGAGAAAAAGAAACAAUGAUUCCACUCAAUUUGCCUUAAAACAACAAACAGAGAUCCCUUCUCCACUUAUUGACCACCCAUAUUGCAAGCCAAACACAGAAGACAGUUGUAACAGCAAUGUUAGCAACUGCUACAGACAAAAGACUCCAGCAUCAUCUUCAAACAAUGAAGUAUCACAGAAAGAAGAGGAACAAUUUAAAAGAGAACAGCCUCAAACAUUCCAAAUGAAUAUGGAAGUAAAUCAACACCAGAUCGUUAGUGACCUUCAUGUGAAUCAUUCCAACAUUAACUCCCACCUGGUUAAACCACUGAAAGACAACAACACUCCAAGACUUCAUAUUCCGCCUUUGCUAAGACUGUCAGAGACCCCAUUUGAUCUGAAUAAACAAGGAGAUUCUGGUUUUCAAUCACCAGCUCAGAUUAAACAGGAACCUUGUGAAGAAGAGGCACCAUUACACCAACACUUUGCACCAAAUCUGUUACCAGCUGAUAACCAUUUUGUUACCAUAAAACCAAGCACCAACCAAAUAUCAUCUUCAGGUCUUUUAUCAUCUGAACUCACACCUUAUUCUGAAAGUGAACCAGCACAGAAAGAUUUUGUCAAUCAUUCCACCAGUCUCUCAGUUCUUGAAGAAAAAAACAUCAAAAUCCAUAAUGUUUUCUCAGUACCAAUAGAUUUCUCUAGAAAGACAGAAGAUAAGAAACAUGUACCAAUCAGCUGCAACUGCCUGAAGACAUUGGUGUCUUUAGUGUCAUGUCCAACAUGCCAAGCAGAAGUAAACCCUCAAGAAACAAUUCAAGGCUUCAAAACUGGAACAUUGAUUUCUUUGAACCUUUUCUGUUACAAUGGUCACAGUAUACAACCUCAGUAGCAAGGUUUCAGCAACAGCCAGAAUCACUGACAACUCUUCUGACAUUUAUUUUUACAAUCAUAAGCAAAAUAUUUGGCAGAAAGAAAGCCAUUAUUAGCAGUUCGGCAAGAGAGACGGCGAGCUGGCAGAAACGUUAGCACGCCAGGCAAAAUGCUUAGCGGUAUUUCGUCUGCCGUUACGUUCCAAGUUCAAAUUCCGCCGAGGUCGACUUUGCCUUUCAUCCUUUCGGGGUCAAUAAAUUAAGUACCAGUUACAUAUUGGAGUCAAUGUAAUCGAAUUAAUCCCUUUGUCUGUCCUUGUUUGUCCCCUCUAUGUUUAGCCCCUUGUGGGCAAUAAAGAAAUAAGAGAGACCGAUAGAAUAAGUACUAGGCUUACAAAGAAUAAGUCCUGGAGUGGAUUUGCUUGACUAAAGGCAGUACUCCAACAUGGCUGCAGUCAAAAUGACUGAAACAAGUAAAGGCCAAACCCUAGCUUUGUCGAGAAAGGGAAGUCAGCUAUUAUUGACCCCAGUACUUGGCUGGUACUUUAUAUAAUCAACCCUGGAAGAAUGAAAUGUAAAAUUGCCUUCAGUGUAUUUGAGUUCAAAAUCUAAAGAACCAGCAUUUUAUCCAGUGUUCCAAUGGUUUUGGUGAUUCCAACCCUCUAUCAUCAUUUUUCAGAAAUAAAUAUUGAAAAUCAAAGAAAACAGUUGGGAAAUAAGUUAUAAAUUGAAAGAUUUUAAUGCAAUUUGAUAUUUUUUUUCUUAAAGUAACAAAGAGAAAUAAUUUGAAAAUAAUAAAAGAGAAGCCAUUGCUGGUUUCAGAAAGGCAUAGAUACCAUCCAAUCUCAUUUCCUCUCCCCUGUGUAUCUGAAGUCCUGCAGCUAUGUAAGAAAUCCAUCAAUAUAUGAUAAAAAGAAUUAUAUAAUAAGAUAUGAAAUAUGAUAAUAAAAUUUAUUUUUGAUAUUGUUUACAUGAGUUAAAUAUUACUUAACAAAGUUUUGGGGUAGUUUUAUAAUCAUCAAAGAAAUAUACUGACCAAAUAGGUAAUGUUUAACACUUCUGGCACUUUCGGGUUAUCAGUUCAAAUAAUUGCUUGUACCUCUGGGCCAGGUAUUUAAACUCUUCCUGUUUAAAACUUACUCAUCCAAUUAAUUAGUCUGUGUUAAUUAUCAUGCAUUAAGAGAGGAGAUUUUAUUAGUAAAUGUUAUAUUAGUGAUACAAGCACUAAUUUGAGACAGAAAAAGAUUUCAUUUCUAGGCCUAUUAGAUAGCUAUUACUAGCAGAAAGAGCCAGUGAAAAAAAACAGAGCAGACAGGUUCACUGAUAGCACUUGACUGAUAUUCUAGUUUAUCAAACCUGAAAGGAUGACAAAUUUAGAUUGACCUCAGCAGAAUUCAAACUCAGAAUAUAAAGAAUUGGAGCAAAUGCCACAAAGUAUUUUGUCUGAUGAUGAUUCUAUCAAGCUACCUCCAUUCAAUCAAUGGACAUUGAAAUUCAAGGUAAGCAGUUUGGAAACAAGAUACAACUCAAACCAUGCACCAAUUAGGUUUGUGGUUCUAGUUCCACUUUAAGACUAUUAGAGUUUACUUUUAAUUAUGUUUCAAAUUGAUGUUUAUAAUGUUUGAUAAUGUGAAGGUGCAUGGCCUAGUGGUUAGGAUGUAGCAUUCAUGAUCUUAUGAUCAUGGUUUCUAUUCCUGAACUGGCAAUGUGUUGUGUCCUUGAGCAGAACACUUAACUUCACAUUGCCAUAAAUGAGUUCACUCAGCCAUAAAUGAGAUCCACCAACAGCUGGGGAGUUGACCCUGUGACAGGUCGGUGUACCAUUUAGCAGGGAGUGUUGCAACCUCAGUCGUUUAUGCAAAACUAGGUUAAGAUCUAACUCAGGCAUGGGUGGCCUUUUCCAAGAAGCAGCAACACAAGACAUGGUUAAUCAUUAGAGAGGCCACACUACUGAAAAAAAUUUAGGGUAAUUUUCUUUUAUCAAGCUGCCGUUUGCCCAUGACUGAUAAUGCCCUUAUGAGCCUUGGGGCACAUGACAGACCUACUGCUACACAACAUUCAAUGAUAUUGAUUUCAAAAUUUGGCACAAGGCCAGCAAUUUCUGGGGAGGGGGGAUAAAUCGAUUACAUUAACCUCAGUGCACAACUGGUACUUAUUUUAUCGACCUUGAAAAGAUGACAGGCAAAGUUGAACUUGGCAGAAUUUGAACUCAAAACAUAAAGACAAACGAAAUGUCACUAAGUUUUUUUGCUCAGCAUGCUAACGAUUCUGCCAGCUCACCUCCUUUUAUUCAACCAUCAUCAUCAUCAUGUAACAUCUGUUGUCCAUGCUGGCAUGGGUUGUGCAAUAUUAUUAUUAUUAUUAUUAAAAAGGUGGUGAGCUGGCAGAAUCAUUAGCACACCAGGCAAGAUACUUAGUGGCAUUUUAUCCAUAUCUAUGUUCUGAGUUCAAAUUCCUCCAAGCUCAACUUUGCCAUUUACCCUUUCAGGGUCAAUAAAAUAAGUACCAGUUAGACACUGGGGUCACUGUA